AAAUAUGCCGAAAGUCGUUUUGCAUUAUUUCCCCCUCAAGGCUCUGGGCGAGUCAGCUCGUCUCCUACUUGCGUAUGGUGGACAGGAAUUCGAAGAUAAACGCGUCUCAAUGGAAGAUUGGCCAGCAUACAAACCAUCCACUCCAUUCGGUCAAAUGCCGGUGCUGGAGAUCGAUGGCAAGCAAUACGCUCAGAGUAUGGCCAUCGCGCGCUACCUCGGACGCAAGUACGGUCUCUCAGGCCAGGACAUCGAAGUGGACUUCGAGAUCGACCAGAACAUCGAGUUUGUGAACGACAUACGUGCGAAAGCGGCAUCCGUACACUAUGAGCCAGAUGAGGCGAUCAAAGAAAAGAAACACGAGGACUUCGUGAAGAAUCAAUAUCCGUUUUUGAUUGGCAAACUCGACGAGAUGAUCAAGAAGAACAAGGGCCACAUUGCUGCUGGAAAGCUCACGUGGGCCGAUUUCGUCUUCGCUGGUAUGUUUGACUAUCUGAAGGUAAUGCUUCGUAUGCCCGAUCUGGAACAAAAGUAUCCAAGCUUCAAGCAAGUGAUUGACGCGGUAUACGCCGAUGCUAAAGUGAAGGCUUACAGUGAAAAUGUACCCAAGGCAGAUGUCAACUUCUAAAAUAAAAUUGCUAUUAAGUAAUAGUUAGCACUUAAAGUGAUAACUAUUUCUGUCAUGUCGAAUUGUUUUUAAUCACUUGUCGGAUCAUAGUGGUCGAAGAAAUUGACUGACUAGCCAUUUGGAUCACUUUCGAUCACCAUGAUCCUACAACAACGAUUUUGAUAAAUUUAACCAAUCUAAA
Vanessa tameamea is the source of this 806-nucleotide messenger RNA. RefSeq names its product glutathione S-transferase 2-like. The record is from RefSeq and is a predicted model, not a curated record. Gene Ontology annotation, biological process: glutathione metabolic process. The transcript has 4 exons. The coding region runs from base 5 to 625 and encodes 206 amino acids. Gene Ontology annotation, molecular function: glutathione transferase activity. Lineage: Eukaryota; Metazoa; Arthropoda; Insecta; Lepidoptera; Nymphalidae.